Cyprinodon tularosa is the source of this 2406-nucleotide messenger RNA. Its product is annotated as F-box only protein 30-like. The transcript is spliced from 3 exons. Lineage: Eukaryota; Metazoa; Chordata; Actinopteri; Cyprinodontiformes; Cyprinodontidae. The coding region runs from base 170 to 2374 and encodes 734 amino acids. Gene Ontology annotation, molecular function: ubiquitin protein ligase activity; zinc ion binding; protein binding. The record is from RefSeq and is a predicted model, not a curated record.
AAGAGCUGUUAAGAGAUGGACUGAGAGUGGCUAGCUAUCUUUAGCAGUUUCUUCCCAGAGGCAACUAUGAUUAAUACACUGGUCUGGUCGCAUUAAUUUAGAACAGAUAAAACACGUCGUAACACGGUUUUCCUGUCAGCACAACACACAGAGGCGCCCAUACCACUCCAUGGCCUUGGCUCUGAAGAUGGAGCAUCAUGUUCACUGCAUCUCCUGUUUUAACCAGAGGUGCACCAUCAAACCUGAACCAGGAGUCUCCUGUGAUCUCAUCGCCUGUCCAUUGGUGUGUGGGGCCGUGCUCCACUCCUGCAAAGUUGAUGAGCACCAACUCUUGUGCCCCCUCAUGAAGGUUCCUUGCCUUAAUAGUGGCCAUGGCUGCCCGGCUAUGCUGAUCCGCAGUCAGAUGUCCGCGCACUUGGAUGUGUGUCCAGCUGGAGUCGUCUGCUGCACUAUGGAGUGGAAUAGGUGGCCUGUCAGCUGCUUGAACUACACCUCUUAUGAGAGUCUAAUUGGUCUGUUGGAGGAGAUGGAGCAGCUGGACAUGGCGCUCGCUCUUCAGGACCAGCAAACACUCCUUGAGUCGAUGAAGAUGAUUUCAAAGACACCGUCUACACAAGAUGAUUCAGUUAUUAAAAAAGAGAAAGCACAACAUGUAACUUUUCAGGCUUCUCCACCUGAAGCUCCAGUUCCUCAGUUGUCCUCCUUGCAUCAAUCCCAGUUAGUCCCCAAAGGUUCAGCAAAGGAAAAGAUUCUCAGUGGGAUUAACGGUCUGAAAGAGGAACACCUCAGUAAGCUGUAUGAGGCCACCGUUGAGACUGCUAGAAGUUUAGCUGCUGCUUUAGACUUUGUUAGCAGCGCCAGCUGUGGUGAAAGUAGUUCAGUGGUUCAGAAUGUAGAUUUGCUGUUAAAUGGAAACAUUCAGAAUGGACUGGAGGACAUAACCCCUCAAGAUGCCGACAGUUUGCACACAAGUAACAAAAAGGAGAUGUGUUCUAAUCAGAGCUGUUCAGGGGAAAAUGGAGCUCUUGAAGGAACUAGAAUGCAGGACAAAAGCAGAGUCAACGGACCAUUGACGGGAGCAACAGAGGCCUGUGCUGAUGCUUACUUGGAACCUGCAACCCUUCAGAUGAUGUCUCCAGUUCAUGUUAGCCAGGGGGUGGCACAGCAGGCUGAUCAUAUUGUUCAGCACAAUAAAGGACUAGUCCUUCCAGGAAAUCUUGGGCCAGAGAGGAUGCUUCACCUCAACCACUUCUAUAAGGGUCAGGGCCAAUAUCCUUUGUAUAAUGGACAAGUCGGCGUUAAACCCGGUAGAUCAGCAUAUAGAGCGCAGGCAGAAAUGGAAGACAAAGCAGUUGAUACUUCAGACUUGGAGCAUGAAGAAGAUCCAAUGGGUCUUGGAGAGAUUGAUGCUAUACCAGCAGCUCUACUUUUCUGUUUAGAAGAGUCCAGGGAGUGUAGAAGGAUUUCUGAUACAGUCUAUGUUGAUGGCUACCAUGUUGACCUUGGCACGCAGACUUUCACAUUUCCUGCUGCAAUCUUGGUGACCAAUACAAGAGUUGGUGACAUGGCCUCUGCUUCAGCCUGUGACCAUGCUGCACCACAGCUGAACUAUCCCAGCCCGCUUCGCACCCUCCGCCUUGGCCAGGUUCUGGAAGCUUUAGAGUCAGAGGCAGUCCCUUACAAUCGUUACCUCCCACCUAACCCCCAACAUCAACACACCUUUCCCUUCCUGUGCGGACAGUCGUUCAGGCGGGACCAGUUUUCAUCGCAUUUCAGAAACAUCCAUGGAGAGAUUCAUGCUUGGCUCAGUGGCUGGAUAGAGCAACGCUGCCCUCUUGCAUAUUAUGGCUGCACAUUUUCCCAGCGGAGAUUUUACCCAUCCACCCAGGGAGCCAAGGUAGUUCACGAUAGACACCUCAAGGCGUUUGGGGUCCAACCCUGCACUAGACCGCAACCUCCAACGGACUCCCAGUCAGACCAGUUCAGCAGGCUGCCCAUUGAGAUUCUGUGGCACGUAGCUGGAUUCCUGGACAGUUUUAGCUUGUGCCAGUUGUCCUUGGUUUCUAGGACUAUGAGGGAAGUGUGUGCCAGUCUCCUUCAGACCAGAGGCAUUGUAGAGCUGCAGUGGGAGCGAACAGUUUCUCCUGAAGGCAAUGUAUCGUGGCAGGUCAAAAAUAAGGUAUGGAGAUUCAGCACUGCAUUUACUCCAGUGUCCUCCUGGGGUUUUACUGAGGUGCCCAGCAUGUCCGUUCACCUAAAGAAGUGCCCCUUCAAUGUAGUAGAGCAGAAGACGGAGCCCAUACCCCUACCUGCCAUGUGCACCGAACGAGAUGGCCUGUCACUCCGGCGCGUCCUGCGUCACGUCAACACUUGACCAAACAAAGCUGAGCUGCAUGAGAUUAGCUG